UGGACGGAGGGUUUGGAGGACUGGAGGUGCUGAGCGGAGCUCCACAUUCGGUAUCCGGUGCGUCCUCGGCCGGCGUGGAGCAGGACUCCUUUGAAAGACAACCUCCUCCAGAACAUGCCUUGUCUCCAUGGGGACAGGACCCCAGGCAGACCCAGAAACACACUGGGACAAACUGGUCCCGCUCUCAUACCUGAUUCUGGAUUGUUCUGAAGAGGAUUUCAACUAAAUUAAAUAAAAUUGAAUGAUUACUAAUUUACACUUUUUAAGCUAUUUUCUCCUCACAUUCAGCAUAUUGGCCCCAUUUCUAUCGAGAUGAUGUCAGGGUUUUACUGAUUUUCGAUAAAGCAGCAGCAGUCCCAAAUGGGUCUGUCCUAAACCAGGACCAGGAUGCACCAGCUUUUCUGUCGGGUGCUCGGCCAGAGGGAUCUUUCCCGAGCGGGGGAUCUCUUCUCUCUGGAAGACGCAGAGAUUGAAGAUGGCCUGUCACAAGCUCUGGACCAGAUCAAGACCAUAUCCUGCUCACCGGACUAUCUGACCAAUGACAACGAUCAGGCGGUGGUAGAGAUUUGCAUAACACGCAUCACCACGGCCAUAAGGGAGACGAGCUCCAUCGAGCGACACAGCGUUGCACUGGUGGGGCUCUGGGAGUCGUGUCUGGAACAUAACCUCACGCCACAAGGUGAAAACACAGAGGACACGCCGCACGCCAAGAUUGCCUCUGACAUCACCAGCUGUAUCCUGCAGAACUACACCUGUCCCUCGGUCAUGGUGCUGGCCGUGCCGGUGGCGGUGCGGUUCCUCCAGAGAAGGAACAGGGAGCUCAGCAGGAACAUGUCCAGUUAUCUCUCGCUGGCUGCUAUAGCCAAGGCUGAUCUGUUGGCUGAGCACACAGAGGCCAUUACACUCAGCGUGCUGGGAGGUAACCACAUGCUGUUGCGAGUGUUGCCCUCAGUUUACCCCCGACAACCAGAUACCAUCCACUGUCACCUCGGCGACCUCACCACAAUGAUGACGCAGCUGGAGUCUCCAGAGCAACAGCACCUGAUCAGACUCAUCCAGAUGGUCGCAGAGCAACAUCCACUUAUGUUAAGCCCUCAGGUGCCUUUGCUGGUUGGUUACCUCAGUGACAAGUCUCUGACUGAGUCGCUACUGGGCGUGCUGGUAGACGUGUCGAAGGCCAGCCCUUCCUCGCUGGUCAGCUUCCUGCCCGUGCUGAGGACUGUGGGACACCAGUGCCCCGCUCUCCUGGGUCACGUGGCCAAAACCCACGGCGCCAUCGGCAUCAUCAGUGAGACUCAUGCUCACAGCUCGUUGGUCUACCUCGUGUCCCUGCUGGGCAGCAUGGAGCACAGCUUCCACCACACCCUGCUGCUGGAGAUCAGAGCUCUGACUGACCGUCACCCCUCUUUACUGGGAGGCUGCGGGAAAGACAUCUACAGAAUGAGCAACUCCUUCACCGCCAUAGCCAGACUGUUGGGGAGGCGGCUGGAGGAGAGCGUGGCGAUGCGUUGCAGGCUGGACGAAGCGUGUCUGCCAUCUCCCUGUGCAUCGGUUCCAGGGGGAGGAGGAGGUGGGGGAGGACGGGGGGCGGAACAGCAGCUUCAGGUGAAGAUCCAGGCCUUCGAGGAGAAGAUGGGGGAAGCUAGGGCAGAGGAGGAGCUGGAGGAGGAGUCCCCUGCCUCCCUGCGACGCUACAGCUUGAGCCAAGCCGUCAGGGAGGAGAGACGAGAGAUGCGAUUCAACAGGUCAAAGAGCCUGGCCCUCCACGCUGUGCACUCACGCUCCAUCACCUCAGACGCCGGGGUGGACGGUGAUGGAGUGGAGCUAAGUACGGACAACAUCUCUCCCAAUACUUUGACUAAUCAGCAAACAGGAAACCAGGAGGCGCCACCUACCGACAGGAAGCGGACCCCUGAAGACUCCGUGCCCGUCGCCCCCGCGGUCCAGAGAGGGGUCAGAGAGGCAGGGAAAGGUGAAGGCAGAGAGGAGGAUGGAAAGAUGGAGGAGCAGGACGAGGCCGACCGACUCUUCGUCCAUUUAAGAGACAACAUGGAGACGAUCAGAGCGUUCUGUAGAGACGUGGUGCGGCAGAUCCCAGCACCAGAGCAGUGUGUGAUAGAAGAUUCAAAUCGAGGCUGUGUGGCCAAGCUGUCGUUCUCCUGUCCUCUGAAGGGCCACUACUGCCUGUACGCCAAGUCCUGUUUCAACCUGACCAGCCGACAGCCGCAUCUCUGGAUCCGCAUGAUGCUGCUGCAUCUACAGAGUAAGUCGAGUGUCCCUCUGUGCUCCAGGGACGAGUGCGUCCAGAGACUGGCUUCACUUUGGGAGAAGACACAGUUGAAGGGGGCUCACAGUUUCCCCAUGGCUAUGACACAGCACAGCACCCUGCACAGGACGGACCUGGAUAGUCUUCAGAUCCAGCUGGAUGAGGUGCGAUUCUUCGACCUGUUUGGAUACAGUGAGGAGGAAGGAGGCUGGCUCUGCUUCAUGUGUAACAACCCUGAGAAGGCCACAGUGGUGAACCAGGAGGGACAGCCUCUGAUCGAGGGGAAGCUGAAGGAGAAGCAGGUCCGCUGGAAGUUCAUCAAGCGCUGGAAAACCCGCUACUUCACCCUGGCAGGGAACCAGCUCCUCUUCCGCAGAGGCAAAUCAAAGGAUGAGCUGGAGGAUAUUCCUAUUGAGUUGAGCAAGGUGCAAAGUGUCAAGGUUGUGGCCAAGAAGCGUCGGGAUCGGGGUCUGCCACUGGCCUUUGAGAUCUUCACCGACAGCAAGACGUAUGUGCUCAAAGCUCAGGAUGAGAAGCACACAGAGGAGUGGCUGCAGUGCAUCAACGUGGCCGUGGCUCAGGCCAGAGAGAGGGAGAACAGAGAGGCUACCACCUACCUGUGAGGCCGACACACAGACACAACGUCAAACGCAGACAUCAAUCACCGGCGAGUGUGGUUCUCUAGCGGUUUGUCAUUUUUUAAGCACUUGUAAACAACCAACAGAGCUGUCUCUGAGGAGGGAAACACAACACAACACACAACAAAUACAUACAUAUAUAUAAAUAAAUACUUCUAGUAGCACUUCAGUAGCACUAUAACUUCAUAUGUGUAACUGGUGGUAUCGAAUUUCUUCUCCGAUCAAAUGCAGUAUUUUGUUUAAAUAAGAUUUAUUCAACCAGCAGUUUAAAAAGUUGUUACAUAUUUAAACAUACUGACUCCCAAUACUUUACUGCUGCACUAGUAACCUUCUCAUGAUGAGAAUCAUAUACUGGACUUGUGUAGUGGUUAUAAAUGAAUGUUACAGUAUAACAGUGUUAAAGACUGAUGUGUUAAGAAAGAGAUCCUCAGCAGAUUGGAUCAUUCACUUCAAACCUCUGCUUGAACCCGGGGACUGCUGAACUGCUGAGAGACGCAACAACCAAACAAAUCAGCAUCUACACAAACUUCAACAAGGCAAUAAAGACUUGUUGCAACACUGAGACUGAACAGAUGCUGGAGAGGAGCCUAAUGGACCAAUGGGAAGGAGAUACGACACUGGAAUUUAUUGUGUGUGACAGAGAGAAUGAUGCAGUCUUAAAAAAUACCUCUUAAGCUUUUUAUUUUCUGUCUUAUAUAUACAUAUAUAUAAUGUUACAUUGAUGUUCAUAUUAACUGUGGCCAAAGUUUCAAGACUAAAAUGUAAAAAACAAUCUGUGUGACAAAUCUCUGAAAGCUAGCUUUCCAACAGUUUUUCUACUUUUUUGACAGAUGUCAGCCCGUCAGUUUUUUUUAAACCAAGUCCAAGCCAACUGGUUCUCCCCAAACGGCCCCUUGAGUAGCAUUAAAAGAUUUUAAUGUAUAUGUACAAAUAUUAGAGAGUCCUGGAUUACUAUCCUGUUAUUUGGUGGGGGGAUGGACUGCUGUAAAAACAUUUAACACUGAGCCAAACACUGGACUUGAUACUGUAUUUUACCACCGACUCAGUAGGGGUUCCUGAUUGGAGCAUAAUGAGACUGGGUUAGCCAAUUAAUUAGAGGGUCUCCAGUCCACAUGGUGGCAGUAAUGAACUCCUAAAUGUUUGUCAACUGCCAAUAAUCUUUAAAUAAAGAUUAAUAAAGUGAAGCAGCAUCACAAUCAUUAGGACUUAAACAGCAAAACAUUGUGUUCUUAUAUCUCACAACAUAUAUUUAAAUUUGUUCCAAAAUGAUGCCGUAUAGACACAGUUAUGUUUUGUUUGAGACGACCAUUUUAAGUUCAACAUGUUUCCUGUGCUUAACCUCCUGUAAUGUAAAAAGUGGCUAUAGACCGAAGUAGAAGUGAUAUCUCUAUGCAGUUGUGUUCCGUCCCUUUAAGGAGCACAUGUUGUUGAUUUGCAUUAAUUGUUAUUCACACAGCUGUUGCAUCUAUCAUUCCUGUCAACUUCGUGUCCUGUUGAAAAAAUCUGGUGCUUGUCACACAAAGAGGAGGGCAACAGGUUUGUGCCCAUCGAGGAUCAAACCUGUGAUCUAUUUAGUGACCAGCAGCAAGUGUGUUUGUCAGUCUGUCCUCGAGUUGGGCUUCUUGUUCAUCCUCUCCAUGUCAACCUUGGUCUAGGUCACAGAUCCUAAUUCAGCAAUACACUUCUAUCGGGAAUAAACAUGAGUGCAUUAGCCGACAUGGUUAUCAGAGACAUUGGUUAAAGAUGACAUCCACAUUUUAAGGGUUAUUCUGAAUUCUAAAACUUAUUGACUCUGUAUUUUUGCUUGUUUUGUGGACUUAAAUACCGUCAUUGUUUGAUACUAAAUGAAAGCAGUUGUGUGUCAUGCAAUAGCCUCCAAACAUUCAUGGACAUGCUGGUCCUCCAAUUAGGAUUUAAACAGAGACCCAACUGAAUAUAAUCAGCAUAAAGAAGGUGCUUUGACUUGCAAAGAGAAAAACAGUCACUGACAUGAGACCAAAAAAACUGUGCUGAGGUCAAAAUAACACCAGUAAUGAACAUUUCCCAUCAUCCUAUCAGUGUUAAUGACAUUAGGACAAACUGUUGAAUGCAGUCAAUGAACAACCUGAGAGAAAGAGGUUAUACAUGCUGUGUGUUUCCAAAACAGAUAUAAGCUGCAUGACGACAACUGGUUCCAGACACAAGAGGCAUCUUGGAAAUAGGCCGACUAUUCAUUGGCAGGAUGGGAUGUAGAUAUUUCUAAGCAAAGACUGAAACUAUAGCAUGUUUAACCUGGCUCAGGACAGAGCACAGUGUAAAAGGAGGGAGUAUUGAUUCAUGGCUACAACAGUCGAGCCAAUUGAAUUAAAGUAUUUAAAAACAAAGAUGACGGAAGAACGUCAAGGGACAGUUUAGUGACGUCCUCGCGGGAAACAGGACAAAAGGAGUCCAGCAGGAAACACCAUUGGAUGGUUUGUUGAAGGAGGAAUACUUCGUGUCCACAGAACAUUUAAGAAGGCUAUGGUGUUAAAGUGUCACAGAAGAAAGACACUUGUGCAGCAGUAGAUUGUCUCCUAAGAAGAACUUUGGUUUUCUUUUGCUUUAACACCCCUCAUCUUUUUAUUCAAAGUGAAUUAAAGCCUUUUAAAUGCAGCCUCUAGUUUGGUUGCUUGUCAUGAACGAUUUUGUUUCCCUACAACAUUACAGAUGUUUUCCAAUUCAGCCAGCAUUUAAAUGCAUCUCCCACAUGUUUAACUAUUAACAGGAGCGUUGAUAGGUCCACUGUUAAAAGGAAAGCCACAAUAACAAUCAUGAUGAGUCAGAGUAAGCGAUUUAUUGACUAUUGUGACUCACAGAAUACAACAGAAGGUUCUCAACAUGUGGGCGAGGGAGGGACAAAGUGAUUGAGUGUCAAAUAAACUGAAAUUAACACAACAAAAACAAAGCCUAACCGAUUCCACCACUAAAACCAAAAUGCAAACAAAAGGCAGAGCCGAUCUAAAAAAAGAACUUCACCAAAACAUUACAAGAGAAGCACAGACUUCUCAGGUCAGACAAACUCCUCGGGUGUGCUCCUUAUAUUGAGGGCCUGGGUGUUGAUUGGCCAACUGGGAGUCUGGGGAGCCAAUCAACAGUAAAUACCAGAGUUUACAGGUAGACUUCGAUCAGCUCAUGGAUUGAAAGACACAAUUGUUAGUAUACUUUUAUUAGCUUCACUCACAUGAUAUUUCUUUCAUGUAAAUAAUAUGUGAUGUAUAAAUCCAGUGUUAUUUCAAAAUAACAAUUUGUAUCAUGUUCUUUACUUGGACUGUAUUCCGUAUUGGUAGCCAGCAGGUAAAGAUAAAUUACUGGGGGUUCAUAAACGUUUCUUCCAACACAUGUUAAAAAGAUAUUAUGAGCCAAUUUCCCUUGUGAAACCAGCCCCUUACAGGGUCUGUGCAGUCAUCAGAUGUCUGUGAUUUUGCAAUCUGUCCUAUAUGGUCCGGCCUAUUUCUGUCUUUCCAAAAUGAGAAACGUCUGCAGCAAUUUUCUCCGUGUGUUAUGUUGAGCGAUGUCAGCAUGAUUGUUGCUUAAUAGCGGAGAUUUCUAAGAAAACAUUCAAGUAAAUGAGUGGUUUCCUUGUGGUAUUAGGAACUGGGCCAGUUCAUUCGUAUUGAUUUAGGAUGAUCCACUGGAGGGUUCUGUUUUGAUAGAAACUGAAGGUGAUCCGUCGUUUUAAAAGCCCCUUACAGAGGUCAGAGAUUAAAAGCCAAUGUUUUUUUUCUCUUCGGAUGACAUGGAUGUGGAGAAUGAGAGUACAACUUUGAACUAAUCUGCCUUUUUGCUACCCCUGUGUGUAAAGCUACGAGUCCCUUAUGUUAUUCACUAUCCACGAGGCCGAAGACAAACGUUUCUUGACCCAGUUAAACACAACUGUCAUGGUUGGCCAUGGCAAAUCAAUUAUGACGCACAACGUCUGAUUUUGAUCCUUAUCUGGAUCCGCAUCUGAGGUGUUUCUGCCCACAGGUGAAUGCGUAACUCCCCUUGUUUGGAAUGAAAUGCUCUUGGUUUAGGAUAAAUAUGUAAAGAAGCAUGAAUGUUCAGAGUGUUUUGAAACUGCCUGAGGUUGUCUUGACCUCAACUGUGGAUGGGAAAGCAGAUUGUCUUUGUGCUCUGGCUGAAACCCUGUGUACAUACAGUCAUUACACAGCCUUUCCCACUGGGUCAGGUUGCCACUUCAGAACUGAGCUGCAUCUGCUAACAAUGUAAUAUUAUUUACAUAAAGCCUCUCUGCAAGAUGAGUCCCUCCUUCCCAUUUUAUGUGGAUGGAUGACCUAAAUACACAACUGGCCGUGAACCCCUAAGUCAGGGGGAAUUCCUGCAUGACUGCAAUCAAAUCUUUAACAAAAUGAACCAAAAUCUGCUUCAAACAACUCGAGCACUGGCUGGAUUUAAUUCCUUCCUGAUAUUUCUUGCUCCCAGAGGAUGAAUCUUACAGACUUUGACGACUUUACCUCUCACACCACCAUGAAGUUGAUAUUUGUGUUUUUUAGUGAAAUCUCUUGGAUGAUCUGUCAUGAAAUCAAGUCCAAGCCACACGGCCUCUGGUUUAAAACAACAUAAUGCAACUUUUUUACCUUAAAUAUCAGCUAUGAAAUUGGUCUGAUGGUACGUCGACUUGGAAUAGGGAGAAUGGUUUUGCUUGAAUUCCCACUCCUCAACCCGAACGGCUGUUUGUGCUCAAUGUAACUUUGGUGAGUGAGUACAAUCUCCAGUGAGAAGUGUGGAGCUGACUGGGAGUCGCAGAAUCUGACCCCUCACGUGAUGCUGAGCUGUAGAUCAGAUACAAAGACAGACAGGUCAUUAAAAAACAGCAUUUAUCAUAAUUAAUUACAUAAACUUUAAAAUAUGAAGAAUUCUAAAUAGAGUUUGGUGUAUUUUUUACAGCAGAGGAAUCACAAGUAAUAUCCACCACUCGGUGGUGUUUCAGUUCGGUGACUACGCUCAACAGAUUCUUUUCUCUCAAGAUGAAAACCACUUAUCUCUCCAGCACGGGGCCCAACAGAAUCAAUCCUCACCUGUGGCUGCAGAGGGCGCUGCUGCUCAGUAAAAGUUACAUAGCGUUGCUUUAAAUCUUGAGUUUAAUUUAGAUCAUCGGGACAUUAAGUCACUAAUAGACACUGUUAUUCACACAUGGGGAUAGUUGUAUACUAUAACUACUAACAUACAUCUCCAAACACACGCAAUUCAUGUGUAGCUGCUGUAACAUUAUAUCUUCUCCCAUCCUUCACUGCUCUGGCACGCACUCUACUGUGAAUGUACCAUGAAGCUGACUUUACCCUCUUUUUUUGUUAUUGGAAGUGAAUGUCUGAUCAUGUGAAUGUCAAAGUUUUCUCACAGUAACAAUGGGAACACUGUCUGCUGUCAUGCUGCCGUGGUGGCCAAGUUUCCAGGCCUGUGGGGCCAAACAUCUCGAGCCAAAAAGCUAUUGUUUGAGGGUACAUUCCUCUUAAUGAAAUGCAUUUGUAGGCAGCUCGCUAGUUGUUGCACCAGUGUGGGCUCCAGUCUACACCUCAGCAAAAUCUCAGGCAAGAUGUAGAGCAGCUCCUUAGAAGAUUCAAUAAGAUUCAACUCAACAGAAUCUAAACUCUUGUCUCCACACGGGGUCAUUGGUCAUUUGUGGGGUUCUGUUGGAAUGUGAGGUCCAAUUUCACACAAACUAACGUAUAUAUUUUUACUUUUUGUAUCAUCACAGGGAACAAAGGUAAAAUCUGAAUACAUUCAUGUUUCCAUCAACUCAACGAACUCCUGGGUUAAGAGUUAACAUUGUUCUCUCUGGCGAUAAAGUAAAGUAAUAUUUCACACUAAACAUAGCGUAAGAUAAACUCUACAAUGUUAUCUGGAUAUUUGUAUCCAACACAAACAAAUGUUACAUUUCAAAUGUAUAUAUUUUCUGUUGAUAUGAUUACUGUUGCAACAAUCUGCCGAUGCUUGGGUGUGAAGUUAAAGAUGCAGAUCUAUCUAUCUAUCUAUCUAUCUAUCUAUCUGUAGAUCAUUCAUCUCAGACUGGAGAACAUUGAGCUGUUCUUCUUAAUUCUUUAAAGCACAAUGACAUUAUAUAAUAUUUACAUUGCAGUACAUACAGUGCAGAUACUGAUGAUGGAAACAUACUUUAUUUUGUAUGUGAAUGUCAUUAAACUUACUAUUCAAGUCUAUGAAUGUAUUCAAAGCAUUUUUUAGCAUUAAUAUUAAACUAAAUAAUAGUAGUAGAUGUAGUGUUGCUAAAUAACAUUUGAUUUUUGAUGUAUGCUUGAUAUUUAUUUUUUACACUUCAAUCAUGUGAGGGACAAAUACUAAAGUCUUACCAUUGAUUUUUUUCAUAUUACUAUGAAUUAAUAGUGCACACAGAUUAUUGUUGUAUUAUAAUGAGGAUUAAACUGAUAUUCUUAUAGAUUCUAUAUCUGCCUGUUGCACAUUUUGCAUGUCGGGACUCUGACACUUUUUGCUGACAGAAUUGUACAAUAAAUCUAAAACAGUGAAAUCAAUGAGUCUCUCUCUGUCUUUUUCAAAACUGGAUUUCAUUUAGCUCUCAUCAAGUUAAGAAAUAUUACAAAUUCGAUGAUUGAAUAUACUGAAAAAUGAUUUCCUGGAUCUUCACAAGGGUAAAACUAGUUGAACAAAGUGGGGAACUGUUUCUGCGUGAUUCCAGCUUUAGCUAAUUUGUCCAGUACAAGUCCCUUAUUGAGUCGGCCUCAGCAAGUCUUCCCCACAGCGAUCUGUCGCUCACACUGAGAAAUACCCAGUAUCUCCCACUAAUGUCCUGGAGAUCAUUACAAUGUAAAUCAGAAGUGGAACAUCAGUGUAAAGACUAAGAGCUAAAAACUAAACAGAGCCACGCACAGUGGUAUAAGUAAGAAAAUGUUCCAAAAUGUUUUCAAAAAUGGUCACUGAGGACCA
Messenger RNA from Platichthys flesus (European flounder), 9819 nucleotides. It is a transcript of the gene veph1, whose product is annotated as ventricular zone expressed PH domain-containing 1. Gene Ontology annotation, cellular component: plasma membrane. The record is from RefSeq and is a predicted model, not a curated record. The transcript has 15 exons. Gene Ontology annotation, biological process: regulation of signal transduction. The coding region runs from base 388 to 2889 and encodes 833 amino acids. Gene Ontology annotation, molecular function: phosphatidylinositol-5-phosphate binding. NCBI's taxonomy places the organism in Eukaryota, Metazoa, Chordata, Actinopteri, Pleuronectiformes, Pleuronectidae.